Emiliania huxleyi CCMP1516 is the source of this 2404-nucleotide messenger RNA. RefSeq lists its product as hypothetical. NCBI's taxonomy places the organism in Eukaryota, Haptophyta, Isochrysidales, Noelaerhabdaceae. Bases 606 to 2177 code for a protein of 523 amino acids. The record is from RefSeq and is a predicted model, not a curated record. The transcript has 11 exons.
CCGCAAGCCGCAGAGGAGGGCUUGCUGGAGGACCUGCUCGGGAUCGCUCCGCCGCCGCCGGCGGUGGAGGAGGCGCCGACGGCUGCGGCAGCGGAGGCGGCUGCGGCGGCGGAGGCGGCGGCGGCGGCAGAAGCGGCGGCGGCGGGCGCGGAGGCGGAGGCGGCCGCAGAGGCGGCGGCGGCGGCGGAGGCGGCUGCGGUGGCGGCGGCGGCCGAGGCGGCCGAGGCGGCGGAGGCGGCUCGGGCCCGCGAGCAGGUCGACGAGGCUGCGGACGAGGCGCUCGCUCGCUCGCUGUCGGGCCAGCUGGAGGGCGGGCGGGACGAGGCCGCUGCCGAGGCGGAGGAGGCGGAGGAUGCGGCUCUGGCUCGCGCGAUCAACGCGUCGCUGCUCGAGGCGGGGGGGGAGGAGGAGGCGGGCGAGGGCGGCGGGGGCGGCGGCGAGGGCGGGGUCGCCGACGAGGAGGCCGCCGUCCUCGAGGCAGACGCCGCCCACCAGCAGCAGCUCGCCGCGUGGCUCGCGCCGGGCGCCGACGGCGGCUCCGUCGAGCCCCUGCCCCCGCAGGCCCAGCGCGCCCUCGCUUCGGUCGGCGUCUCGCCUCCGGUGCGAUGGGCGCUGUGGAAGCGGCUGCUGCAGGUCGAGUCGAUGGUUCCGCUGGCGGCGGAGGCGGCCAAGGUGCGCAUGCUGCUGGCGACGCCGCUGCGAGGGGUGGCGGACUUGGUGGCGGACGUGCACACGGCGGUGGAGGCCGCGGUUGGACCCUGCGUGGUUGGCGACGGCGACGGCUUCCCAGCGGAGGCGGCGUCUGCGCUCGAGGAGGAGGGGGUGGCGGUGCUGCAGCUGCUGCUCAAGUCGCUCUCGCUCUCGUACUCGCCCGAGCUCGGCCUCGCCCCCUUCCUCGCCCCCCUCCUGCUCCUGGUCGCGCACGGGGCGGGGUCCGCCGCCCUCGAGGCGGGGGGCGGGUCGGUGACGCGCGAGGCGCUGCGCGGGCAGCGGUCCGACCUUUUCAACUGCGUGUGCGCCUGCCUCGGCCGCCUCUCCCCCGCGCUGAUGGCAGGCAAGCCGUGGGGCAUGCCGGUGACGGCGACGGUGCAGGGCCAGGUCCACGUCCCGGCGCAGCCGCCCAACCAGGCGCUGCUCCUCUGGUUGUGGGUGCUGCUCCGCUACUUGCAGCCCGCGCUCGCCCUGCACCUGCAAGCGGCCGAGCCUCCUCUCUCGGUCCGGCUGGGCCGCGCGCUCACCUCGCUGCUCGGCACGCACACGGACGCGGCGGCGCACCUCCGGCUGAUCGAGCUGUGCCUCUUCUCCAUCCCCGCCGAGGUCGCCUUCCCGCGCGCACACACGCCCGUCCUGCUCGUCUGCCUCCUCGCUCGGGGCAAGGAGUCGCUGCUCGCCAUGCCGCCCGACUCACUGCUACCAGCCUUCACGCAGCUGCGCCUCUCCACGCCGCGCGAGGCGCAGCUGCUGCACGAGGAGGCGCGCAGCUGCUGCACGAGGAGGCGUGCGCCGCGCACGCGAGCUUGCCGCACGGGCUUGCCGCGGCGGUCGCCGACGCGUGGGCGGCGGACCAGCCGAUGCCGCCGCCGUACUCCGUCGCUUGGCUGCAGGGCGACGAGCUCGACCCGUCCCUGCACACGCCCGGCCGGCUGCGCCGGUGGGUGGUCGACUUACGCCCCGAGGCGGAGCACAAGCGCGGCUGUUUCGCGCUGACGCGGCACCUGCCGCCGGCCGAGGCGACGCGGCCAGAGGCGAAGCGGCCGGAGGUGCGGGAGGCGGUGCGCGCGGAGCUGCGCGAGAUCUGCGACGACGGCGGCGUUGCUCCCGCGUUGCUCACGUCCGGAGACCCGCGCACUGACAAGGGCACCCCCGGGCUUGGGGCGCAGCUCGUCCGCGAGAUCGUGGACGAGUUCCUCGCGGACGGCUUCGCCAACCUCGGCGUGCUGCAGGGAAGCGGCUUCCACGCCCUCUCCCUCGAGCAGCGCAGUGCGAUGCUCGUCUCGGACGACGUGGCGCCCGACUUCUCCUCCCCCGGCCAGACCGACCGCCUCGCGGGCGCAAAGGCGGCGGCGGAGCGCGCGAAGGCGGAAGCGGCCAAGGCGGGCGAGAAGCUCACGCGCGUCUUCAGCUUCGGCCGCAAGCCGGCCCGCUCGAAGGCCGCGGGCGAGGGCGGCACCCCCUGACGCGCGAGCUGACACGCCAUCUACUGGGGGCCGUGACUGUGCGGCUGGGUGUGCAGCAUCUCCACCCCGUUCGACUUGUCCGUGCAUUAGCCGCGCAGAGUUUCGCGCGAGAGAGAGCAGAGUCGAGAGAGGAGCGCACAGCCACAGGGUAGUAGCCAGUACAAGCUUGUUUAGAUUGGAGCCGUGGAGAGAGAAGUGAGAAGACUUGUGGAUUAAAUGACAAGUCA